Rangifer tarandus platyrhynchus (Svalbard reindeer) is the source of this 297-nucleotide messenger RNA. Lineage: Eukaryota; Metazoa; Chordata; Mammalia; Artiodactyla; Cervidae. The record is from the annotation of a GenBank genome assembly.
AUGCGGGCGGGGCCAGAAGGAGGCCGGCGCGGACCGGAGCCCGGGGACGUGAUUCGCGACCGGCCGAUCCCCUCCGCUCUCACAGUCGGGCUCCACGCUUCGGGCAGGUGGGAGGAGAGGACAGGCGCGCGCCCGAGCCGCGGGUUUGCGCAAGAUGCGAGGGGAAAACAGUUAUCAAGCGCUUUGGGAACAGCCUCGGCCCUGGAUCCGUGGCAGAAACUUGGACUCCGGGCCCUGAAACCAGGACGAGGACACUGUCAGGAGGUGCGGGCCUGGCCCUCGCGGCUGAUCCAUUAG